AUGAACAAAAUCUCAUGGUCAUGGUCUCUCCAUACCUUCCGCCACCUCUUGAAAACAAGCAUAACUCAGAGAGACAUUUUAACAGGCAAAACCCUCCAUGCACUCUACCUCAAAAUCUUUGUUCCUUCCUCUACCUACUUCUCCAACCAAUUCAUCCUCCUCUACUCCAAAUGCGGCUGCGUUGCUUCAGCCCACCACGCUUUUAACCAAACCCCAAACCCCAACGUUUUCUCCUUCAAUGUUCUCAUUUCAGGUUAUGCCAAAGUUUCACGUUUAAAUAUUGCUCAUCAACUGUUUGAUCAAAUUCCCCAGCGGGACUUGGUCUCCUAUAACACGCUUAUUUCGGGUUAUGCAGAUUGCGGAGAGACUGAACAAGCGUUAAGCUUGUUCAAAGAUAUGAGAGACAUGGGUUUUGACAUGGAUGGCUUUACGCUGUCUGGGGCGAUUACCGCUUGCUCUAACGAUGUUUUUCUGAUAAAACAGUUGCACUGUUUCGCUGUUUAUGGUGGGUUUGACAAUUAUUCUUCGGUGAAUAAUUCACUUCUUACGUAUUAUAGCAAAAACGGGUUUUUGGAUGAGGCGGAAAGGGUGUUUCAUGAGAUGGAUGAGAUUAAAGAUGAGAUUUCUUGGAACGCUAUGAUUGUUGCAUAUGGCCAGCAUAGGAAGGGAGAGAAGGCGUUAGAAUUGUUUCAAGAAAUCGUUCGUAUGGGACUAGCUGUUGAUAUGUUUACUUUGGCCAGUAUUUUGACUGCGUUCACAUGUGUGGAGGAUUUGUUAGGGGGUCUUCAAUUUCAUGCAAAAUUGAUCAAAACCGGGUUUCAUCAGAAUUCUCAUGUAGGAAGUGGUUUGAUUGAUUUGUAUGCAAAAUGUAGUGGUGGAAUUAGAGAUUGUAGGAAGGUUUUUGAGGAAAUCUGUAGUCCAGACCUGGUUCUUUGGAACACUAUGAUAUCUGGGUAUUCACAAAACGAGGAGUUCAGUGAAGAUGCUCUUGAGUGGUUUAGGAAGAUGCAACAAGUUGGUUAUCGGCCUGAUGAUUGUAGCUUUGUGUGUGUGAUUAGUGCAUGCUCCAGUUUGUCUCCGUCUCAAGGAAAACAGAUUCAUGCAUUAACAAUCAAAUCUGACAUCCCUUCAAACCGGAUUUCAAUAAAUAAUGCCCUGGUAGCUAUGUAUUCCAAAUGUGGAAACCUUCAAGAUGCAAGGCGGCUAUUUGAUAGGAUGCCAGAAUACAAUACUGUUUCGUUGAAUUCAAUGAUUGCAGGUUAUGCACAGCAUGGGAUUGAAAUGGAAUCAUUAUGUCUCUUUGAAUGGAUGUUGGAGAAAAAUAUUCCCCCCACAAGUAUAACCUUCAUCGCUGUCCUUUCUGCAUGUGCACACACUGGAAAAGUUCAUGAGGGUCAGAAAUACUUUAGCAUAAUGACAGAUAGAUUUGGAAUUGAACCAGAAGCUGAACAUUAUUCAUGCAUGAUUGAUCUUUUGGGUCGAGCAGGCAAACUUACUGAAGCUGAGAAGCUCAUUGAGACAAUGCCUGUUAGCCCUGGCACCAUUGGUUGGGCUGCACUACUUGGUGCCUGUAGAACACAUGGAAACAUGGAACUAGCAUUGAAAGCAGCUAACCAGUUACUUCAGCUGGAACCUUCAAAUGCUGUUCCAUAUGUUAUGCUUGCAAAUAUCUAUGCAAGUACUGGUAAAUGGGAAGAGGUAGCUACAAUUAGAAAGCUGAUGCGUGAUAGAGGUGUGAAGAAGAAGCCCGGCUGUAGUUGGAUUGAAGUAAACAAGAGGGUACAUGUCUUCGUGGCUGAAGAUAGUUCACACCCCAUGAUAAAGGAAAUUCAUGUGUACCUGGAGGAGAUGUCGUUGAAGAUGAAGAGAGCAGGCUAUGUUCCAGAUGUGAGAUGGGCUUUGGUUAAGGAUGAUGAGAUAGAGCAUGGAGAGAAGGAGAAACGAUUGGUGCAUCACAGUGAGAAGCUAGCAGUUGCAUUUGGGCUGCUAUCAAGUACAGAUGGGGAGCCAAUACUUGUAGUGAAGAACUUGAGAAUAUGUGGGGAUUGCCACAAUGCAAUCAAAUUUAUGUCUGCUAUUGCCGGGAGGGAAAUCACUGUGAGGGAUACCCAUAGAUUUCAUUGUUUCAAGGAUGGACAGUGCUCUUGUGGUGAUUAUUGGUGACAAUGGUUAGCAUUCGAGCCAGUUUGUUUUCAACAUAGGAAUUAGUAGCGGUGGGAGGCAUGAAUAAUCACAAGAGUACUGUUCUGAUUCCGCCAAUCAAAUUUAGUAUCAUGCAGCAGGAUGCUAAACAAAGUCAUUUCUGGGUGUGACUGGUUAGCACUCAAGCUUUCAGUAUUUAUUCCUACCCAUACAAAUCAAAUUUAGUAUCAUCCGGCAUGAUGCUAAACAAAGUCAUUUACUGGGUGUGACUGGUUAGCAUUCAAGCUUUCAGUUUUUAUCCCUACCCCAUACAACUCUGUGUCUCUUAAAAGGUCUCGAUCUAGUGUGAAUGGUAUAUGAAAUAGAGAUGUGGCAAGCAGAAAAAAGAAGAGGCUGGCUGUGAGUAUUGAAAAGUUAUGAUCAUUCAAUCUAUACACCCUCCAGUUUUGCUCACAGAGGCAGCAAGACCCGGAAUGACACCAAAAGAACGUGAAUUUGAAGAACAGGAUUCUGUGUCCUUUGGAUUUGACCUUCGGAAGGAGGCUUCCUCUUGCUAUUAAUUGCCCCCUGAUGUAAUUGGUUGGGUAGCUUUUGCAUAUUUUUUCCAUUUGGGUUUUUUUUUUUUUUUUUUAAUCUUUUUUCCAUUUGAACCUUUUUAUGCUCCAAGUGUUUUGGGCAUCUUUAUAGAUCGACAAGAUUCUACCAGUUGGUCUAGAUAUGAAUGGAAAAUCAGACUGGC
This is a messenger RNA of Pistacia vera, 2881 nucleotides long. RefSeq names its product pentatricopeptide repeat-containing protein At3g49710-like. The record is from RefSeq and is a predicted model, not a curated record. Gene Ontology annotation, biological process: RNA modification. Gene Ontology annotation, molecular function: zinc ion binding; RNA binding; protein binding. The transcript has a single exon. NCBI's taxonomy places the organism in Eukaryota, Viridiplantae, Streptophyta, Magnoliopsida, Sapindales, Anacardiaceae. The coding region runs from base 1 to 2163 and encodes 720 amino acids.